UCUCAUGGCAAGCUCUUAGGGUCAUGGGGACUUAAAAUGAGAUGCCCUUUUUGAGUGUCCUUUGGCCCACGAUCAAAUGCCAGGCAGGCCAUGCGUUGACUGAGUUCAUACCGACAAUUGCUUCAGCACAUUUCGUCCCGACUCAGCUGUCCAGUGAGACGUGCGAUAUGAGAAUGCAACGGUCGGGGUAUCAGGCCUUGCACGGAGUAACGGCCGCAGGGAAUGGCCUCGUCUGCUUUCGUCCCAUCCAGAACGGAUCACGAGCUGGCCGCGCGUCAACAAGCCACUACCGAACGGCAAGAGCCUGCAAAAGCGCUACUAUGGUAUGCUGUAUGCCUCUCAUGUCUUUGGCAGCCACUUCGCUACACACUCAUCCCAGCCAAACCUCUCGAGCUUCGACUUUCCGCAAAUUCUUCUGCAGCUUUGAUCGAGGUGUAAUAAUCUGGGUCUCAAAUACUGAUUAUUGGGGUGCUGGAGAUGAGCUUCUCGACAUCAAUAAUGGAUUUUCAGGUUGCAAGUGGCAGUUUGCAGCUCCCAUAGCCCGCCCCAAAAAGAUCAGAGCCAGGAUGGCCGCUCAGCCACCUGGACCCACUUGGCCGCCAGGCCAGUUUCGGGCGUUGCGGGUGAUCUUCAAUCCUCGCGCGGGAGAAGACCAACGAAGUUCAGCACAUCCAGAUCAAUUGGAGACCAACCGUCAUUAUUGUAUACUCAAGCAUCCCAUCUAUCUCAGCCACUGAUGAAGAGGGAGGGGAUUCCAAUCGUUCAAGGAUGCCAGUUCGUGGCUACCUUUGGCAAUUCACCGUGCAAUCAUCAAUGUCACUAGCACAUCCGGACCCACUUCGGCAGCCGUUCUGGGAUUCAGUCUGGGCACCCUGCGUCCCCGGAUGCCCUCUCUUAAAGAUCACUGUGUAUCCCUUGGAGAUAUUUCACGCAUUGCGGCGGCAUCAGUCUAGCCCAUUGUCAAGGAAGUCAAUAAAGCCAGCUAAACACUCCAGGAGCGAUUAUGACUGUCGGACUUCAUCUUUCGAAGCACACGGUCACGAGUCAGCAAAACCAACAUGUAUCGAACUCGUAUAGUCCAAUUCAAAGCCCACA
Messenger RNA from Parathielavia appendiculata, 1095 nucleotides. RefSeq lists its product as uncharacterized. Bases 42 to 737 code for a protein of 231 amino acids. NCBI's taxonomy places the organism in Eukaryota, Fungi, Ascomycota, Sordariomycetes, Sordariales, Chaetomiaceae. The transcript is spliced from 3 exons. The record is from RefSeq and is a predicted model, not a curated record.